This is a messenger RNA of Salarias fasciatus (jewelled blenny), 2693 nucleotides long. It is a transcript of the gene snx5, whose product is annotated as sorting nexin 5. The record is from RefSeq and is a predicted model, not a curated record. Bases 125 to 1321 code for a protein of 398 amino acids. The transcript has 13 exons. Gene Ontology annotation, cellular component: endosome. Gene Ontology annotation, biological process: retrograde transport, endosome to Golgi; pinocytosis. NCBI's taxonomy places the organism in Eukaryota, Metazoa, Chordata, Actinopteri, Blenniiformes, Blenniidae. Gene Ontology annotation, molecular function: dynactin binding; phosphatidylinositol binding.
UUUCAUCAACAGGAUGGAGGUGGAAAAAAAAAACCGCUUUGACAGCUCGUCAGGCUGCUAACAGCCUCCAGAGACAGCUUCCUGCUCACAGUUUUAUAUCUGCUCCGUCGACUGCAGCGCAACUAUGACAUCCAUAGACGAAAGCAAUAAAGAAAAGUUGCGUUCUGUGUCUGUGGACUUAAACAACGAUGCCUCUCUCGUCAUUGACAUUCCUGACGCACUAUGCGAAAGAGACAAAGUCAAGUUCACGGUCCACACAAAGACAACGCUGAACUCCUUCCAGAAGUCAGACUUUUCUGUUCCCAGGCAGCAUGAAGACUUCAUCUGGUUACAUGACACUCUGGUGGAGACUGAGGAAUACGCCGGCCUGAUAAUUCCUCCUGCACCUCCAAAGCCUGACUUUGAGAGCCCAAGAGAGAAGAUGCACAAAUUAGGAGAAGGUGAAGCCACUAUGACCAAGGAGGAGUACACUAAAAUGAAGCAGGAGCUGGAGGCUGAGUAUCUGGCUGUGUUCAAGAAAACUGUCCAAGUGCACGAAGUGUUCCUGCAGCGACUGUCUUCUCACCCAAUUUUAAACAAAGACAGAAACUUCCAGAUUUUCUUAGAGUAUGACCAGGAUCUCAGUGUGAGAAGAAAGAAUGUCAAGGAGAUGUUCGGCGGGUUCUUUAAAAAUAUGGCAAAAUCAGCCGACGAGGUCCUUAUCUCAGGAACAAAGGAAGUGGAUGAGUUCUUUGAGCAGGAGAAGACGUUCCUCCUUGACUACUUCAGCAAGAUAAAAGAUUCCACUGCCAAAGCGGAGAAGAUGACCCGCGCACACAAAAGUAUUGCAGAUGAUUACAUUCACAUUUCUGCUACUCUAAACAGCCUCUCCGCUGAUGACAGCACAGCAAAUAAGAAGAACCUGGACAAGUUGUCAGACCUGUUUGAGAAGCUUAGAAAAGUGGAGGGAAGAGUGGCGUCUGACCAGGAGCUGAAACUGACUGAACUGCUGCGGUACUACAUGAGAGACAUCCAGGCUGCUAAGGACCUCCUGUACCGGCGGGCUCGCGCACUGGCUGACUAUGAGAACUCUAACAAGGCCUUGGACAAGGCCCGACUGAAGAGCAGGGACAUUCCUCAGGCGGAGGAGCACCAGCAGCAGUGUCUGCAGAAGUUUGACAAGCUGUCAGAGUCUGGGAAGAAAGAACUCACCAGUUUCAAGGGUAGACGAGUCGUGGCCUUCAGGAAGAACCUCAUAGAGAUGGCUGAGCUUGAGAUAAAACAUGCCAAGAACAAUGCGACUCUAUUGCAGGGCUGCAUCGAGCUGCUCAAGACCAACUGACGCGAUUCCCAGUAUUCCUGUCCUGCCAUCACAAAGUGACCCGUCACAGCAAGUGGAAGCAUUGUGUCCCUGGGGCUUGACGAGGACUCCGGUCCAAGCCCUCUCUCCAAUCCCUCCUGGGUCUGAUGCCACUUUAAAACACCCUGUGCAAGACAAACUAUCUUGUAAGCACAAUGUCUUCAUGUUUACAGAGUCGCUAUCCUCUGGUCUGUGGUCCUUCCUUUUCCAUUAUUUAUGGAGGUCUGUCUCAAUGUGAAUGGCUCCUGAGCUUUGUGGAUGCCAACAUUAAGGUCUUCCAUUUAUUUUCAGCACCAAUGAUGUGACUUUUACUCAAUUCUCAUUUAUACAUUAUGCAUUCACACUAUAUUUCUUGCCUUUUUGAUCAUAUUUUUGCUUCCGAUUUCACCUUAACCCUUUCUCAUAUACACUUUUGAUUAAACUUCAGAAAUCUAAGCGAAUGUUUAUCAAGCAACUUUUUUUUAUUCAUGUGCUUAUUCAGUUAGGCCUCUUUUGUCUGCUAAAGAAACAGUCUUAUAGAAUCAGAACCAGUGCCUGGUCAAAUAUCCUGGUACUCUUGCACUUGUGGGCUUUUUCAGACUGGUUUACGGUGAAACUAACUCUCUGUUUAGUAAACUCAUGACUGACUUAGGGGACGAGACAAAUAAAAUAGUCUUCAUGUCCAUAAAAGAAAUGAAAAAAAAUUGAAAAAUAGCUGCUUUUCACCUCAGGAAUUGGACAGUUGGGUUGGUACCCUCACAUUUGUUUGUAAUAAGCGACCUCAGACCCCACUCUUAUCAAAGAUGCACAUUAGUUUUGUAAAUAUAAAGAAAUUAUAGAAGGUUUGAGCAAGAGAUUUUCAGGAGAAUGGGUCAAACCAUGAGCUGUUUGAGCUUCUUGUAUUUUCAAUAAACAGAACACGGAAACCUUCAGUGUUAGUAUCGACGGUCAGUCUGAAUCUGGUUUUAUUUGGGAGACAUUCACUACACAUGGUUACUUUGGUAGCUUGUAAUCAACGCCACCAGCUCUUAGUGUUCCUUUUGACUUUUGUAAUUCUUGUUUUGUUUUUGUUUUUUCUUUUUUGCCCUUAAUCUCCAUUUUGUUACUGAUGGAGUCUGAUGCAUUACAUUUGAUAUAUUUUGCGGAUCCUGUAAAGUGUUUAUUUCAAACACACCACAAAAACAAUGCACUAAAAAGAUUAAAAAGAAAAUCAAUCCUUUACAAUGGAGUGUUAAAAGUGUGUUUUCAAAGAAAUGGAAUGUAUUUCUAAUAAAACCCAACCUCGCAAAUAUCUUUACAUGAUGCUUUUUCUUACAGAAAAUUACCAUUUUAUAAAUUUUGUAAUAAUGGUAUUAAAUAAAUUCUACUUUCCCAA